Messenger RNA from Ylistrum balloti, 4746 nucleotides. Its product is annotated as arylsulfatase B-like. The transcript has 9 exons. The record is from RefSeq and is a predicted model, not a curated record. The coding region runs from base 40 to 1680 and encodes 546 amino acids. NCBI's taxonomy places the organism in Eukaryota, Metazoa, Mollusca, Bivalvia, Pectinida, Pectinidae.
UGGCCGUCACAUGAUCGCAGGUAGCUGUCGAAAUCAGCCAUGACGUCAAUACUAUGGAACAGAGAAUGCUUAGUGACAUUUUUGGUGAUCUUAACAUUUGUGAAAGCCAAAUCAUCAAGACCACACAUCAUUGUUAUUGUUGCAGAUGAUCUGGGAUGGAAUGACAUAAGCUUUCAUGGUUCCAACCAGAUCCCCACCCCAAACAUAGACAGCUUGGCACACAGUGGAAUCAUUCUCAAUAAUUAUUACGUCUCACCAAUUUGUACCCCAACACGAGGGGCCCUGAUGUCUGGGCGCCACCCAAUUCAUACCGGACUACAAGAGAGUGUUAUUGUGGGGGCCCAGCCCUACGGUCUUCCUCUAAAUUUUACCAUCAUGCCUCAGUGGUUACAGAAAUUAGGCUAUCGCACACACAUGGUAGGAAAGUGGCAUCUCGGAUUUUUUAAAAGUGAAUACACACCGACACGCCGUGGAUUUGAGUCUUACACAGGAUAUUACCAAGGAUGUGGAGACUAUUAUGAUCACACUUAUGAGGCUGAUGAGGCUUUCUUUGGAUAUGAUUUUAGACGUAAUGAAAGUCUUGACUACUCAGCAAUCGGCCAGUAUUCCACUACUGUGUUUACGAAUCGUGCUGUAGACAUCAUUAAUCAGCAUAAUUCAGAGGAGCCAUUGUUCCUGUACUUGCCGUACCAGGCUGUCCACAGUGGUAAUCUGCCCAGUGGCAAUAAUCUUCAAGCUCCAUCUUCCUACAUAAAUAGACACCCCCAUAUACAGAACAAAGAACGUAAAAACUUUGCUGGGAUGGUAGCAGCACUAGAUGAUGGUGUAGAUUCUGUUGUGCAAGCAUUAAAAAAGAAUGGUCUGUAUGAAAACUCCAUCUUGAUGUUCACAACAGAUAAUGGUGGACCUGCAAAUGGCUUUGAUGGCAAUGCAGCUAGUAACUUCCCUCUAAGAGGAUUAAAGGCCACUCUGUGGGAAGGAGGAGUUAGAGGUGUAGGAUUUCUCCAUAGUCCCUUACUCAAAAAGUCUGGCUAUGUUUCUGAACAGCUGUUGCAUGUAUGUGAUUGGCUGCCAACAUUCUAUUCAGCUGCUGGAGGUAACCCAGGUGAUCUUGGUGAAACUGAUGGCUAUGAUAUGUGGACAAUGCUUUCCUCAAACAGUAAACCUGUGAGAAAAGAGCUAUUGCAUAAUAUAUCUCCAUCUAAGCGGAGUGGGGCUAUUCGUGUGGGCGAGUACAAGUUGUUGGUGGGAGGUGUAAAUAUGAAAUGGGAUGGCUGGUACCCACCUUACCAGGUCACAGAGGACAGUUCAAGGCUUUACUAUGACAACCCUGCUGCAAAAAAUUCAUUAUUCAAGGAGUUGACAGGAACAUCAGACAACAGAAUUACAGCUGUUAUGAAAAAUAUCACUUUAGUCUCUGCUGUCAAGGUUAACUGUGGUCCUAAGCCAGCAAAUGCAAGCACCAACUGUGACCCUCGACAGAAUGCCUGUCUUUACCACAUUCCUUCUGAUCCUUGUGAAUACAACAACAUUGCUGCUUCAAACCCUAGCAUUGUCAGUGCACUAACUGAUAGGCUAGAUUAUUAUUUAUCUACAAUGGUCCCUCCAGCAAAUAAACCUGUGGAUCCGAAAGGAAACCCAAUAUUGAAUAACGGUGCUUGGAUCUCAUGGCAGGACUAAAGCUAUGGAAUUUUUAGGUUAUCUCACUCGACCCGAAUAAUUGUGCCCAUGUGAUUUUGGGACUGAUCAGAAAAUAAAAAUGGCCGAAAGAUGUCCAUCUUAGAUUUUUACUUUAAAAGUUUGUUAUCGCUAUUUCUUGAGAAGUACUGGAUGGAUCUUUCAUAAAUGUCCUAUGUAGGUUCGCCUUGGUCCUUAGGUGUCCCAGUCAGAUUUUGGGUGUAAUCAGAAAAACAAAGUGACUGACAGAUGGCCAACUUGGAUUUUAUCGCUAUUUCUUGAGGACUACUGUAUUGAGUUUUCUCAAAUUUCAUGUAUAGGUAUCUUUUGGUCCCUAGUUGUGCUCAUCUAAUUGUGGGACUGAUCAGAAAUACAAAAUGGCCUUCAGGUGGACAUCUUAGAUUUUGACUUUUAAAAGUUUGCUAUUGCUAUUUCUUGAGAACUGCUCUAUAAAUCUUUAGAUUCCUAAUUGUGCUUGUUUGAGUUUGGGACUUGAGAAAAACAAAAUGGCCGACAGGCAGCUAUCUAGGAUUUUGCCGAGUAAAGAUUGUUAUUGCUAUUUCAUAAGAAGUCCUAUAUGAAUAUCUCUCAAAUUUCAUACGUAUGUCCCCGUUGGUUUCUGCAUGUGCUCAUUUGAUUUUGGGACUGAUCAGAUGAAACGAAAUGGCUUCCUUCCAGGUGGUCAUUUUGGAUUUGGCAGGUAAGGAUUAUAUCAAUAUUUAUGCAAAGGAAUUUUCAAAUGUCUUAUCGUUAAGAGCAGAAACAGACAAGAGAAAAGAUUCGAAAAGGUCUGCUUUUCAAAGAGUAUAGAAAGAUUAAACAAUGGUGGGCGCCAAGAUCCCUUUGGGAUCUCUUUGUUUUUUAGAUAAUUUUAAAAUAAUUUAAUAGUUAUAAUGCUUUUUAUGAGGUGAAAAGUUUGACACAAUAGUGCCAAUUUUUAAAAUGCUCAAAUGAAUCUCAGCAUAGACAGAAAUAAAUGCACUAGAGAGUGCGUAGAUGUUCCCUUCAGUCUACUCCAUUCUCAGAAGCUUUUAUUAAAUGUAUAUGAAGUAACAUUAUAUGAUUGACAAUGUUGACAAGUGCUGCAAACAAGUUGUUGAAGGACAAUUACACAGUAAAGAUAGUGCGCUAAUAUAACAGAUAAUUAUAACAACUUGUAUGUAUUAACAUAUCAAGAGGUACAAUGAGAGUGAACUGUACUUAUAAGGUAUUUUGUGAUUUUUCUGAGAAACAUAUUGUCCUCUGUAUAUUUAGAUUUGGGGCUUUUGUCUUCUAAGGAAGUAAGCAUAAGAUGAUUUACUCAUAUUUUGCAUAUUAAUACCUUUAUCAAUGAUAACAUUCCGUAAAUAUUAAUGAAAGUGAUGAGAUUUUAUACGUAUGUACAUAUAUAUAUGUGUGUGUGUGUAUGUUUAAGAUAUGACAGUAACACCCUUAACACAACAUAUUAAUACAAAAUCAAGAGAUAAUUCAUCUGUGCUUUUGUUUACUGAAUUGUAGAAUUAAUAAAAAUAAAGCAUUUUUCAAUAUUUUAAUUUGAGCAAGUACUAUAAAGUCAUAGAAUUGGCAGGGGAUUUAUUUUUCAUUUAGCAUGAUUUUAUAGUAACAGCUGAUCAUAUUAUUACACAGAACGGUGGGUGGUGUAUUUCAACUAGAAUGAGGUUUAUUUUUUGUGGGAUUAACAGCAUAUCCAAAGGUGUUGGUCUGAUGUGUAGUUAUAUUACAGUGUUGUAGUAUAUAUAUAUAUAUAUAUAUAUAAAGUUAUCUCAAUGAAUGGAUUUAGAUAUAGUUAUUAUGCAUAAGAUUUAUAAAUACAAUGUAUAUGUUUGCAAGUCUUAUAUUUUUGUCAUACAUCUUCAAUCCGAAUUGCUGAUAUUGUUUAAUACAGUUACUGUAUGUGCCAUUAUACCUAAGUAUAUAAUCUCAAUUUGACAAAUUGAAAAUUUGAUAAUGACGACAAAACUGUUGGACUAAUAUUGUAUCUCAUACGCUCAUCUUUUACAUAAAAGACAUAUUGUUGAAUCAAUGCAUUAUAUGUAAACUUUGGGUUUCAACUUGAAACUAAACAGGGAAAUAAAGAUCUGUUAAUUUUGAUAUACUCUUCUUAUUUGAUGUAUAUGUUUACUGGUGAGUGCAAUAAGCAAUUAAUCUGUAUGUUAUCUGUUACAGAUCCUUCUAUUAAUGUUUUACAUCUUUUUACAAAGUGUUUGUUUUCUUUAUUUUGUCUCAUGAAUGGCUUGUAAUGUGUUGUUUUCAUAUUUGUUUUACCUGUCCAAAGUGCAAUAAGCUCUUACCCACGUGUAUCACAUCUGUUUAACUUCUACUGAACACCUGAGUUGUCCAAACACCAGUCUGAGAUACAUUUAUAACCAGUGGAUAGUGAAAUUUCCAAACAUGAACUACACAGUAAUAUCAGAACAUUAUUUAUCAUUUUCCACUCUAGAUUUGUUGUAACAAGUCAUAUUGAUAUAUUUUGAGCAUUAAUUUUGCCUUUAAAGCUCUUGUACUUUCUUUGGCAACGGUGAUUUUUUGUGAUAAACUACUAGUUAACUGUAACUAAAAUGAGAACAAAUGAGACAAAGGUGUUUAAAUGAUAAACUGACAGCUAAGGUUAGAACUUAAGAUUGCUGCGGAAAAGGUUAAUGUUUCUUAAUAACCAUGAUAACCAUGAUCAUGACAUUUUGUCAGUAACAUGAUUGGGUAAGAGCUAUCAAGUUACUUAUAUAUGCUACCACAAUCAACUUAAAUUCUUAAAGUAAAGAAACGAUUUCUGGUUAAUUGAGAUUGUCUAUUUCAUGAUACUGUACAUACUGUAUUAAAUGGGCACUAAGGCUUGGAUCCACAUAAAAUAUCCAGGUUGUCUGUGUCUUCACAAGAUGCAAAAUUUUAAACUUUUCUGAAAAAAGAUAUUUUUAUACGGAAUUUGCUAUGGUCAAUUGAAUGUCACAAAAGUGAGUGUUAUACAUUUAGUAGAUAAUAAUAAAUAUUGGAUAGGAAAGUCUAUUUUUGACAUUCAACAACGGUUUAAUGAACUAUGAUUUACAACCAGUUAUAUAUUUUUGUCAGUCUGUU